ACAUAGCACACACACAAAGCCUAACUAGCUAGCUUCAGCCUCUGCUUACUAGGGUUAGCUAAGAACGAUCUCGGAUCGAUCGACUAGUAGAUAACCAAGUAAUGGAGGGUGGCGGCGGAUGGGGUGAUCAGGCCGGGAAGGAUGGCGGAGGCGAGAGCACCAAGUACCGCGGGGUGCGCCGCCGCCCGUCCGGCAAGUUCGCGGCGGAGAUCCGCGACUCCAGCCGGCAGAGCGUCCGCAAAUGGCUUGGCACCUUCGACACAGCCGAGGAGGCCGCACGGGCCUACGACCGCUCGGCCUACGCCAUGCGCGGCCACCUGGCCGUGCUCAACUUCCCCGCCGAGGCGCGCAACUACGUCCGGGGUGGGUCGUCGUCGUCCCAGCAACAGGUGAUUGAGCUCGAGUGCCUGGAUGAUGCGGUGCUGCAGGACAUGCUCAGGGACGGGGGUGGUGGAAGGAAUAAUUAACACUACCGAAUUUGAGUACUGAACUACUGAUCGUGCGAUCAAUUCAUGCACCAUCACCUGAUCGUAUUUAUGGCUGUGAUGCAAAAUCAUAUAGAUCAUCCAUGAUCGAGCUUCCGAUCCGUGCUUUGCAUGCAUGUAUGUUAAUGUUGGAAUUCCAGUAUUCUUAGGUGUUCAAUGAAACAAUAUAUGAAAGUGAUCGAUCUGAUGUGAGCUGAUCAGGAACCCUGUAUUAAUCUCGUACGUGAUCGUAUAUAUAUCAUCAUGCAAGUUAUGUAA
Molecule: messenger RNA, 743 nt
Organism: Aegilops tauschii subsp. strangulata
Lineage: Eukaryota; Viridiplantae; Streptophyta; Magnoliopsida; Poales; Poaceae
Product: ethylene-responsive transcription factor 14-like
Biological process (GO): regulation of DNA-templated transcription; ethylene-activated signaling pathway
Molecular function (GO): DNA-binding transcription factor activity; DNA binding
Source: RefSeq, a predicted model, not a curated record